CUAAGAGACCGUACAACUCUCACUCUCUCAUGGCGGCGCUAUACCAAUCUCCUGACACGUCUCUUCCUUCUUCUUUUUUAACUCCCCCCGAGCUCCCUCACACCUGAACCACGACUCCAAUAGCAGCCAUGACGACGUCGUGCCGGACCAUUAACGCAAAUGCAAUCGCCGCACCGUCUCCUUCGGGUAUGAUUAUCUUUCGUAGUGGCUUUCGCGAUUUUGUCCCGAUUGAUAAGAGGCUUGUUAAAUCAAGCCCUCGUGGAUUGAAAUUACCGUCGAGGACUUGGAGUUUAAGGUCUCCGGGGAGAUUGUUCUCUUCGCGCGUCGCGUCUGCUUCUGCUGCGGCGGCUGUAACAUCGAGUUCUACGAAUCGUUUUGAAGCUUUAGAAGAAGGGAUUGAGAAGGUAAUUUAUAGUUGUCGAUUCAUGACGUUUCUUGGAACAUUAGGAUCGUUGCUGGGAUCGGUUCUCUGUUUCAUCAAGGGAUGUAUGUAUGUUGCAGACUCGUUUUUGCAGUAUUCCGUGAAUCGUGGGAAGGUGAUAUUACUUUUGGUUGAGGCCAUAGAUAUAUAUCUCCUAGGAACUGUGAUGUUGGUAUUUGGACUGGGACUUUACGAGCUGUUCAUUAGUAAUCUCGACACUUCAGAAUCGAUUUCACACGAUAAUGCUUCCAAUAGAUCGAGUCUCUUUGGCAUGUUCACCUUAAAGGCGCGACCUCAAUGGUUAGAAGUGAAAUCGGUUAGUGAACUGAAAACGAAGUUGGGACAUGUAAUAGUGAUGCUACUGUUGAUUGGUUUGUUUGACAAGAGCAGGAAAGUAGCCAUAACUUCAGUCACGGAUUUGUUAUGUAUCUCUGUCUCUAUCUUUUUUUCUUCUGCUUGUCUCUUCUUGCUCUCUAGGCUCCAUGGGUCACAUUGAGUUAAUGGUGUUGUCCCUUAACAAUAGAAACUUUGUAUAUGAUGUUUUAGCAAAGUUUCACUUUCUCUUUUUUUAUAUACACUAAUUUUUGGUUUAUAAAAAAGAAGAGAGCAAAGACCUACUUGUACGUCGUCCGUACUUGUAUCCCUUACUUGAA
Molecule: messenger RNA, 1074 nt
Organism: Camelina sativa (false flax)
Lineage: Eukaryota; Viridiplantae; Streptophyta; Magnoliopsida; Brassicales; Brassicaceae
Source: RefSeq, a predicted model, not a curated record